AUGUCUUUGGAAAGUAACAUUGCCGCUCCCAUCACAGCUCUAGCUGUUGACGAGAACAUCACUUUCAUAACUCGACGGACGCAUGAGCCUAUGUGGAAACCAGAGGUCGGUGAACUUCUGAUCGAAACACUAUUUUCGGGAACCAAUCCCGCGGAUACCAAACACGCGACUGAGUUGGGCAUUUAUCCAGCAGUCCUUGGCUAUGAUUUCUGCGGCAAAGUGCUAAAAUCAUCUCCAGAAUCGAAGUUCCGGAGCGGGGAUGUCGUUGCAGGAUACACUCCCACUGGCGUUGGAAGGGCGAGCAAAUAUGGUACUCAUCAGAGCUAUUUGAUCUGUCCUGAAGAGAUGGCCUUUCUAGUCCCUUCAGCCCUUCCUCGGGACCAUGCGGCAUGCCUAAGUGUCGUCGCCAUGACCGCAGCGGAUGUGAUGUAUAACCUUUUCAGGUUGCCGCUACCAAGCCAUACAGACACACCUAAGUGUGAAAGCUUCAAGGCAAUGUUGAUCUGGGGUGCCUCUACUAGUGUGGGAAUAUGCGCAAUCCAGCUGGCCCGUGAGAGUGGAGUUUACCCAAUUCUUGUCACAGCAUCGCCUGGAAGGCAUGCUCUCUUGCAAGAGCUAGGUGCAACAUGCUGUUUUGACUAUAAGUCACCAAGUGUCAUUCCAGACAUUAAGCAAGCUUUGGCGGACUUCGACGUGCAUUCUCUGGACUAUGGCUUCGAUGCCGUAGGCAGCCACGGAGACUUCAGUUCUGCAGAUUAUGUCGCCGAGUGCGUUUCGGACGAAGCCCAUCUUGUUUCUGUGGUGAUACAAAAGAAUCCUCGUUUCAAGAUGCCUUUCGCCACCUCGAACCAGGAAGCCAUACUACGGGUCGCCGGGGUUCCUCAUCCUAUUUGUAUCCCGGCUCGGCGUUCUGAUUACCAGCACGCUUGGAAAGCAUUCCAAUGGGCUGUGGAAAACUACGGAUCUCGUUUCAGACUCCCGAGCGUCGAAGUCUUCACUGGGUCUGCGGAGGAUGCCUUGAAAGAAUUGAUGUUGGUGGGUGGCGAAGGAAGGGGCUUUGGGAAGCUCGCCAUUCAGCACCUUCUAAUUUAG
Molecule: messenger RNA, 1092 nt
Organism: Penicillium soppii
Lineage: Eukaryota; Fungi; Ascomycota; Eurotiomycetes; Eurotiales; Aspergillaceae
Product: zinc-binding alcohol dehydrogenase family protein
Exons: 1
Coding region: 1-1092 (363 amino acids)
Molecular function (GO): oxidoreductase activity, acting on NAD(P)H
Source: RefSeq, a predicted model, not a curated record